Molecule: messenger RNA, 300 nt
Organism: Colletotrichum tamarilloi
Lineage: Eukaryota; Fungi; Ascomycota; Sordariomycetes; Glomerellales; Glomerellaceae
Exons: 1
Coding region: 1-300 (99 amino acids)
Source: RefSeq, a predicted model, not a curated record
AUGGGGGUUGCUCCAGGCCAAGCAGCACGGGGUGAUCUUAUUUUCUGGGUCCAGGGCACCAAAAUGGCACUGCUCGUGAGACCAACAGAGUUUUCCACAUUUCGGAGAUCUAAGGUCAGCUGCACGGACUGUAGCGCAAGACUUCAAGUGGUAGGCACCGCAAUGGUUGCUGAAGACAUUGCAGACCCAAGUAUUGAUCAUCCUGCACGGUUAGACGAGUUGAAUCGAGAGGGGUUGGGUCGGAGAUUGCAAUUGAAGCUGGAUGCUCCAACGGUCUACAUCAUUUUACCAAGCGCUUAG